This is a messenger RNA of Cordyceps militaris CM01, 2544 nucleotides long. RefSeq lists its product as uncharacterized. The coding region runs from base 1 to 2544 and encodes 847 amino acids. Lineage: Eukaryota; Fungi; Ascomycota; Sordariomycetes; Hypocreales; Cordycipitaceae. The transcript has 2 exons. The record is from RefSeq and is a predicted model, not a curated record.
AUGAAUAUCUUCAUUAACUCUGCUGACAAUGUCGCAGCUCCUCGUCCGUGGUCGUCACAGGUGCCCGACGACAACUUGAGCGACUUUGGCCGUGAUUCCGACUCGACUAUGCGCGAUCGCAUGGACACAUCUCACACAUCUCCCGCAGCAAUACCUUCACCGCACUCCUUGUCGCCGCAGCCGACGCUCACUCGUCGCCCCAUUCCGCCGCCCUCAACUCUAACGUCUUCUCCCGAGCUAUACGGCCCUGACCGCAGCCAGAUUUUCACACGCCUCCUCUCGCGUCGCGCGACGACUCAGCCGGCGAGGAGUCUACCGCAAGUACGAUUCGACGAAGUACAGCUGCCCAUGUUUGCCGGAAUUGGAGGGCCGCCGCCCAUGGCUGGGCUCAAGGACGAGCUUGCUCUCGCCGCUGGAAAAGUGACGCCUGGAGUAGACGACACGCCGUAUAUCCAGUACGCCUUGUCGGCAUUGACCCGGGAUCGCAGCAGUGACUUCCAGGCGCAACCUCACUCCUCACCACAAACUGCUUCGGCCUACUUCAACCAUCUACGCCGCACCAACACCGUUGCCGAAGCCCCAUCCCGUCACCUGCCAGUCGUUGCCCAAGAACCAGCUUACACGCAGGUUGAUGCUCCCCUGCGACAAAUCACCCCACCCCCAGAGGCUUUCCCAACAGCACCUCCUCCAGUUCUCGAGGCACACGACUCCCCUGUUGCCUCUAUUCCCAUCGGAGACGCGUGGGGAGUCAAGGACCCUUUGAGUACACACUGGGUUGCCGUCACCGAGGACAUGCGACAAAGUCUCGAUCCGCAUGGGCGCACCUAUCCACCCCUCACCUACAAGCCGUCAAUUUUGCGGCCGUUUUCAAUGAUGAUUUUAAUGACCUUAUGCUUAUGCAUGAUGGCAGCGAUGAUAUUUUGUGUACAAUACUCUUCUCGUCACCACGGGUUAACGCCGUACCCAGGAAGCAUAUACACGGCGCAGUUUUUUGUUUUCCGCAUCCUACCCCAGCUUCUCGGAGCUAUCAUUCUCAUCUACGCGCAGAGCAUUGUCAAUACGUCCCUGCGGGUUCUGCCCUUUGUGGCCCUCGCCGACGAGGAUCCCCAGCAGCGAUACCUGGCGCUGUUCGCGGAUCUUUACCCCAAGUCGCUACUGUACCCCCAAGUUGUUGGCCCUUGGCAAGUCAUGUUGUUCGACAUUGCAACAUGGCUCGCCCUGUUUACAGUACCGCUGCUUAGCGCAUCCUUUACUUGCAUUUACCAGAGCGAUGGCUGGGUUUGGGCCCCAGUUCCUGUUGUCGUCUGGAUUCUCGUGGCAUUUUACGGCCUACUAGUUUCGUCAACGAUACUCGUCAUGGUAUUCUGGUUUGGCAAGUGGACAGGAUUCGCAUGGGACGUUCGGUCCAUUGCAGAUCUCUUGCCACUUCUGAACCGCAGCAAUGCGAUUUCCAGCUUUGAUCCGCAGAGCUUGUCCGGUGCGCGAGACGACUUCCAGACGGACCUUCGGGAUCGAUGGUUUGACAGAUUGGGAUACUGGAGAUCCAGCGACAUGAUUACGGGGGGUAUUUGGUACUCCAUUGGUGCUGUGGGUGCAAGAGGCAACGAUGUCAAGCAAAUCGCAGGCAUGCGUCGGAACAGCGGCCCCAAGGUAUCCAUGGACUCAGACUCGACCGCUGCGCCAGGAAACUGGCGUCGCGCCUACGAACGCUACCUCCCUUUCUGCAUCCAGUCGUUACCACUCAUCCUAUAUACGGUUCUGUGCACGCUUCUCGUGAUUGCGCUACUCAUUGCGUCAUUUCUGCCCCAAACCCGCCUCGAUGACGGUUUCCAUCCUCUCUUGGCGGCGCGCCCAGGCAACGGCGCCUUUUCUGCCGCCAACUUUUUAUACUCCUUUCUCCCUUCGGCCAUUGGCAUGCUUUUCUGGAUGCUCUUCCAGCCCAUUGACAUGGCCUUUCGGCGGCUCCAGCCGUGGGCCGACAUGGGCCGGCUCGACGGCGCACCGGCCUCCCGGUCCCUGCUGGCCGACUACGCCGCCUGCCUCCCGCUGCAGGCGACGUGGCGGGCGGCCCGCAACGGGCACUGGCGUGUCGCGCUGCUAUCCAUCAUGGCGCCGGCCUUUGUCGCUAUUCCCGUGCUGGCUGGCGGCGUCUUCAUGGCGUUCGCGCGCAACGACGGCCAGGUCCGCAUGUAUCCCAGCAUGCCCGUAUUUGGCGUGCUCGUCGCAUUCCUCCUCCUCUACGUGGGCUGCCUGGCGCUGGCCGUGCCCCGCCGUGCCCAGUUUGAGCUGCCCCGCCCGGUGACGUCGAUUGCGGCCCUCAUGAGCCUGUGCUCGGCCCGCGAGCUCACCCAGGACAGCGCGUUCCGCUCCGUCCGGUCGCGCCAGGACCUCGAGGGCCGCCUCGGCGUCGGCCGUGAUCUGCGCGGGGAGACGGUGUGGUUCUAUGGCGUGGUGCCCGGUCGCGACGAGCAUCGCGUGAGUGUCCGGCGCAUGCAGCGCUACACGGAGAAGCCCAGGGUGCGCACUGUGGAAGCCAUGGUGUGA